This is a messenger RNA of Trematomus bernacchii (emerald rockcod), 2480 nucleotides long. RefSeq names its product eukaryotic translation initiation factor 4E type 3-like. Gene Ontology annotation, molecular function: translation initiation factor activity; RNA 7-methylguanosine cap binding. The coding region runs from base 132 to 818 and encodes 228 amino acids. NCBI's taxonomy places the organism in Eukaryota, Metazoa, Chordata, Actinopteri, Perciformes, Nototheniidae. The record is from RefSeq and is a predicted model, not a curated record. Gene Ontology annotation, biological process: translational initiation. Gene Ontology annotation, cellular component: eukaryotic translation initiation factor 4F complex. The transcript has 7 exons.
ACCAGUCGGUAGGCGGAAAAGCGGUGGUGUGUCUGCUCGGUAUCUACAGCUAAAGCCAAACCGGGUGAUUUUAGUAAACACAUUCACACAGGAGCUUUUAAAUAAAGUGUUAUAUCCUUUAACCGGCUGUAAUGGCGGUUCCAGAGGGUCAGACAGACUUACAGAGGGACAGAGGCGCACUGAGCGACCCUCAGACAGUUUCCCCUGCAAACAACAUUGACAUCGACGAGAAAGAGUUGGAAAACAUCACAAAGAAACACCGAGAAGACGACGAGACGACGCUGCCUCUGCACUCACCUUGGACGUUUUGGCUGGACAGGUCAUUACCGGGCGCGACGGCUGCUCAAUGUGAAUCCAAUCUGAAGAAGAUCUACACCGUGCAAACCGUUCAGUUGUUCUGGAGCGUGUACAACAACAUCCCUCCAGCCACGGCCCUGCCUCUGAGGUGCAGCUAUCACUUAAUGCGUGGAGAGCGGAGGCCUCUGUGGGAAGAAGAAAGCAACGCAAAAGGAGGAGUAUGGAAGAUGAAAGUACCAAAAGAAAGCACAUCUGCAGUUUGGAAAGAGUUGUUACUUGCUACUAUCGGGGAGCAGUUUGCAGAUUACUGUGCCUCAGACGAUGAAGUUGUCGGUGUCAGUGUUAGCGUUCGGGACCGGGAAGAUAUUGUACAGAUCUGGAAUAGCGACGCAUCUCUUGCUGACGAAGCAAAUAUCUUGGGGAAAGUCUAUGAGCUCCUCCCGUACAUUCCUUUUAAAGCUGUUUUUUAUAAGCCUCACAUGGACCAUCAUGCCUUUGAAGGAGGACGAUCAAGACAUUGAACGAAUGUAACGCACUUUUUUUUAUUUUCACCUGAACUCUGUACCUGCCUUAGUGUAAAGGCACUGUUCACAACCUAAUCAAGGGUAUUCUUUUGCAUUCAACAAGGAAAUAGUUAUCAAUAUAUUUUUAUAACUUUUAAUGACUGAUGCCUUGUUUCAUGUUGAUGUGGGUCCUAACAUCUGAACUCUUUAGAGACUGUUUAUCCAGCGUAAUAACUUGUUAGUUCAUUCUGAUUUCCUCCUGAACUGCACUGUCAUGGUCCUGUUCUCUGCACGGCAUAUAGACCUCACAGUUUAUCCCUGGUGUAGAGUGGUGCAAGACCAGGCAGUUUACCACUUCCAGUGCCCUUAGUCUCUAAAUACACUUUUAGCCACCUUUAGCUUAGCGGUGGUGAUGCGCAGCCAUGUGAUCGUUAUGUCUGUGGCUAGACUAACGUUAGCUUUUUAUUUCUGCUGAUGGCAUUUACGCUUCAAAAUUAAUUAAUGUUAUUUUAAUAUAUGGAGAUUAUCCUGCUGAAAAAAACAUGUACGUAUCAUAAACAUGUUUGGCGAAAAAAAGCGUAUUAUUUGCAAUUUUACAAGAAAUCCCAUUGCUUUUAGUCGAGGAAGCCCUUCUGAUGCUAACUUCAGUGCUAGCAUACACACACACAUCAUCGCUGCACCACUCUAUAGAAGUAAGAGAUACAUACUUAGUAUUUUUACAAUAUUUUAAAGUAUAUUUUUACCAGAUGAGCAUGGCUCUACAUAAUGAGUUUUAUCUGUUUAUUACAUAAGACAUCUCAGUUCAUAUCAUAUUUAGUCAACUUAGCCAGUGCCACAGCACUUUUUACAAAUGUAAGUAGUUUGUAUCUUAAUGGUGUUUCAUCGAGUUUGUCCCCAUUUGAUCGUUUGAAACUUUCAUACAUCAAAUUUAAAAUCAGGGUAACUCUUGGAAGUAUUGCACAUGACUACCUAUUCCAAUCCCAGUGUCCCUCAGUUACUAAGCCUUCACAGAGGAUCAGAACACAUCUGAUAUCGCCCCCCGAAGAAACUCAGAUUUAUCUAAAGAGCAAAACCCAUCCUGAAAGGUGCCUCUUUGAAUGUCCUCAGCCACGCCACGUUUGACAUUUCUUUCAAUACACGUGUUGAAAAGUAGACCCUGCGCUCUCAUGAAAGGGGUCACGGAUUGUUUAGCGAAUUACCCCCGAAAGAGAUACUGCACAUUUUUUAAGCUCAAAUAGUGACGCUUGUCUGUACUUGCUGAGAGAAAUGCAGCAUUGUUUGCUCAAGUAACAUGAAGUAUCCUCAUAUUUAGCAGGAUAUGUACAUUAUGUUAAAUUCUGUCUAAAAUAUGGUAAGUUUCAAUAGUCAUUGAGUCAACUGCUGCUUCAAAGAACCAGAAGAAACACUGACCUCAUGUAUUUGAUCGUGUUCAUGUUAAGGAGCAUCAAACUUAUUUUUCUAUCCGUUCCCUUUACUAACUCUUCUACUAGUGCAGUGCAGGCUGCAGUGAACUGAAUGCUUCUGCUGUCAUUGUGUGUCUCACCACUCUUACUGUGUUGUCAAACUGUAGACUGGUCGAUGCGUUAGUUACUGUAUAAGGGGACAGUAUUUCCUUUGUAAACAUGAUUUUUGCAGUGACAUGAGCAAAGUAAAUAAAAUUAAAAUGAAAAACACAAUUCA